AUGAGUUAUUACAAUUAUUUGAAAAAAAAAAGUCAGCAUAAUGGUGAUGAUAAUGAUGAUGAAAGAUAUGAUCAUGUGGAAAUGGUACCAGGGGAGAGUUGCAAUCAUGGAAAUGGGGGCGUUCCAAAUGGUCUAUAUUAUGCCGAUGGCCUCCACGGCCCGCAUACCCGUUACCACGUCAACAUGAAGAAGGUCAGGAAAGAGCAAUGUUCGCCCCUUGAAGGCAGAAGGAGGAGAAGAUUUAGAAAAAAAAUUGCCGAGAAUUACAUACUUAAGAAUCAAAUAAAUGAAACGAUUUUAACCAACAUAAAAAAUAUAUUCGAGAAAAUGGUAAGCAUAGAGCGGCUGACAAACAUGGAUAAUUAUAGAAGUAUGAAAAAUAAAAUUGAACGGUAUGACCAUGUGCAUCAGAAAGGAAGAGCAAAUGGGACGAUCCGUCUGCAUACUAGGAGUCCUUCGCCCAGGGAGCAAGAUCUAUUUUGCACCCCUAAGACCCCAAAUGGAAGGAGUAGCACAUUGUAUGACGAUGAGGAGCAUAACGAUGUGUUCAAAUCUGUUUGCGAGGCCGCUCCAGACAGCCACUGCAGUGGUAGGAACAGCUGCGAAUAUAGCCACAGGGCGAGCACACAUGGGAGUAGUAACUCAUAUGAUCCCAAUUUAUAUGAAGACGAGAAUUACCCUUAUUCCGUCAGUAAUAUCCGCGGCCGUCCGAUUCGCUUGAAAAGUGUCAACCGCAAGAUACCCCAAUGGGGUGAUAAUAUGAGAAACUGGGAGGAGCUCAAAUGCCAAUAUGCAAAUGGAUGGCUUUGUCGUCCUCCCUCGUAUGGUGUUUCUCCCCCAGGUAAAACCGGGACUAUUUUGAAAAGGAUGCUGAGGGAAGAAGUUAACAGUGAGUCAUUUAAAGGGGGCAUCCUCAAUAGCGAAAUGAGGAACACGUACGAAAACAUAAUUGUAAGUAAUAACGGUUAUGUGGACCCCCCGAGUGAUCAUCCCACUAAGGGGGAACCAUACCAUUUCGAUACAGCCCAAGCAAAGCACCCAUCUGUGGGGGUAGAAAAGAAGGCGAAAUUGAUUAUGUGUAAAAAGGAGGAAGAGGUUACCUCCCUCUUUAGCAAUCAAAAAGGACACCGACCCACCGGUAUUGAAACGGUGCCAAAGGAAAACGAUAUAAUAAUUGUAAAAGAUGAGCAGUUCAACAACCGUAUGAAUAUUUUCCCCUGGAGUAACAAUUUGGAGAAUAAAAAUAUUCUAUUUCCGUAUCAACAGAAAGGACACUUAAGCAGCAACCAAAUUAAUCUAACAAAAUAUGAAAGAGAUAAAUAUUUCUAUGGCCAGUACAAAUAUGAUGAGGCGAUAUAUAUUUAUGACUUGAUAGUUCUGGACACCUCUGGAUUUUUAUACAAAGUUGCCACCGAUGGGACAUACUACUGGAAACAUAAGGUAGUGGAAAAUAUCCAAGGCUACAUAAACUUUGAUCAGGACAAGAAGGGGAGGAGUGCAUACAAGUCGAUUAGGAAUGGAGCGAGGUAUGAUCUGCCGUUUAAAAAUAUUCUAGCAAAAAAUAAACACAGCACAAAUCAUAAUUUAAAACGGAGAGCAAUGAAGAAGCUACAUUACAACAAUUUUUUCGAUCUGAGAAAAAUAAAUUUAUCCCGAAAUGACGAAUUUAAAGAGGACGAGAAAUUUAUGAAAGAUGGCACCAGACGCAGUAGGAAGAAAAAAAAUUACCAGGAGGAAAAAUUGAAGAGAAAUAAAAAUAUAACAAAAAGAUUGCUCUCAAAUUAUAGCGGAGACUUAUUUUACAUUAAUGAGAAUAAUGAAGCCAUGCCACUAAAUAUUAACAUCAAAGAUGUCGUCAAUAAUUCGCCCUUCAAAUCGCCUCUUUUUCCUAAUAUCGUGUUUAUGGGUUCCAGACACUCCAGCAUCGUUAACUUGGAUUAUGACACAGGGGAGCUCAUAAAAAAAUACGACGAAAGUUUGGAAGAUCUUCUCGUAAAAAAAGAAAAGAAAACGAUACCCAACAGGAACAGGGAGUUUGUUAAGAGCAACUCCACCAGAAUGCACGACGAACUACUGCAAAAUGAGCAUACGGCGGAGUGGAGUGAUGUGCACGGGCCCGCCAAUGGGAGAGGCGGACCUGGGGUGAAAGGUCCGUGGGGGGAGGCUCAACCUGGGCGGACUCACGCGGAUGAUGAUUAUGAUGGCGAUCAGGAAGAUGAGCCUGAUGAUGAGCAUGAUGAUGACCAUGAUGAUGACCAUGAUGACAACCACGAUGAUAAUCACGAUGACAACCCUCGCUACGCCGAAAGCAGUGCAAGCGGUGACGAAGCCCCCCCGGGCGAAUACCAAAAUGACGCCAUAAGGGACGAAGUAGUAGUAGGAACGGAACGCCAUAAGUGUAGCAUCAUCAAUGUUAGCCACGGAGGCAAAAUCACUAAGCCACUUUUGGGCCAUAAAGAAGGCAGCGAACUGCUGCACUCGGCCGAUGCACUAAAUGAAUACAUCGAGGAAAACGAGUUUUACAGAUACACAUCAAAAAGUAAGUAUAGCAUUGCUGAAAAGUAUGAUGAGAAAAAAAUCCGGGGGAAGGGGAAGUACACCUUGAAGGUUUUGCGAAAGAAUCCACAGGAAAGGAAAAAGGUUGUAAUCAAAAAGCUCCUCAUGAGUCUGAACAGAACCAGUUCGCUAAGUAGAUACCCUCAUAGUAGUAACCUUCUGGACAUUACAAGAAUGAGAAAUAGGAGAAGAAAAAAAAAAAAAAAAAAAAAGAGAAGAAAAAGAGGAAGAAGAAAAACGGAGAAGAGACAACUACAAAUAAGUAUAGUUAAGUGGAUUAUAAAAGCUGUUGAUGAAAAAUCGCUGAAACAAAAAUGGAUAACCACUUGGAUCGACGUUGGAUCUAUUUUCAUAACGGACAGUCACAAGCAAGAUCCGACAUUCAUCAAUUCGCUUAUCGAAAUUGUAGGGAACAAGCUGAUACUGCGCCCGAUGGAAAUGGACAAAAUGAGCAAGGCGUACAGCAUUGAGAAGAACGUACAUAGUGAGCCCGAGGAGGGCGACGACAUCGUGCAGAGGAAUGAUGACCACAGGGUGGAGAGCGCUGUGCCGAUUGAUGUGAUGGUCGAUGAGAUUCACCAUUACAGGCCCGAUGAACCAAUCGAUCGCCGAAGCCCAGUGCGGAAGCGAAUGAACCAAGAGGGCUCAAAUGUAAAGUCCAAAAUUUUUAUUUUCUCCGAGGCAGUGUCCUCCGUUUUUGCGCUCAGGUAUAAGCAUGCAUCGAACAUUUUCACCCUAGACGUGAUAAUGAAGCAGAAUAGCAAAAUGUUCCCGGGGUAUGAUAAUGUAAAGGGCUUUAGCUACAAUGCCUUAAAUUUUAAGAAGGAAAAUACGCUCUUUCUACCGUUUUCGUCUAGCGAUUCUGUAAAGAACAAUGAUGAGACAACCUUUUGCAAUUUUUAUGCAAAUAUAAAUUAUGGGAAGAAAUUAUUGCACAGAUUGAAUAACAUAUCGGUGAGCAUAACUUCAAUCGAGAAGGAGAUACGGUACCUUCUGUCCAACAUAAUUUUUGUGUAUGAUAGGAAUAAAAAGAUACCUAUAAAUUAUAUAUACAAGAUGAAGGGGCUGAUACGCGAGUAUCAGAAGACCAAGGAGCAGUUUUUGCUUUAUUUGCCCGGCGUGGAUAGUAGGAGGCACCUGAAUUACGCGCAUUACAGCGACCUAGAUAGAGGAAGCUACAGAAGUGUUCCUAGCGGCGGUUACGGUAGCAUUUCUGGCGGAAGUUUCAGCGGCGGCUUUAGCGACAGUUUUAGCAGCAAUUUUAGUGGCAGUCUUAGCGACCGAUUUAGCGGAAGCCUCGGUGGAAGCCAUGGGACUGGACGGGGAGGGGGGCGGCGACCCAUCCACAUUUGUGAAUACAUAAAUAAAUUUAUCGACAUGUAUUUUGAAGAAAACGAAAUAUGCUUCGACUACUGUUCCAUGCUGAACAUAUGGGACAAAAUAUUUAACAACUACAUCAGUCAGGACGACUGCUUGUUAUUGUCCAACCUGUACAGAGUGAUACAAAACGCAUUCGCUUUCAACAACCGAGAUUUUAACCUUUCAAAUGAUGAUGCAGACUACAUGAUAUCAGAUAAUGCGAAUUUUCUGGUAAAAAGGAGAAAAAAGAACUUUGCCUAUUCACGAAACCAAGAGCUGAAAGAAGUGUCAACGUUGAAGUACAAGAAGGGGUGGUACUGGAAUAUGUUCUAUGCCAUUAUGCUCAUAUUUGUAGUUCCCUUUGUGUUUAUCUACAGAAUGUUUAAGAAAAAAAAAAACAAUAACACUAGCAGUAGUAAGGUAAUUAUGAAAAAGAAAAAGUUGAAAGAUUAUGAUGACUAUGUGAGGGAUCAGGAUCUACUAAAGUUAAGAUAUCGCCUGCUACAUGACGAGCGUGUAAGGCUGAAAAAUUCCUUAGGGAAAGAUAAUUACGGCGAUUUAACCCCAAUGGAAUUAAACAUUCACAUGAAAAGGGAGAUAGCGAAUAAGUUGAAAGAGCUAGAGGAGCAGCCAUGCCUAAUUGACAUUCUAGCGAAACAUGCCAGAGACUCCGAUAGUGAUAGCAAAUUUUAUGAUAUCAAUGAAGGGAAGUAUAACUUGGAUUCACAGAGCUACUGGGGUGGAUCUUCAAAAUAUAGCUUGCCUAACAUGUCCAUCAUGAAUAUGAGCAGAAGCAAAUCGAGAGAAACCAUAAAAUCAGAUAUCAUCGAAUCGAAUAUGUUUUAUAUGUAUAGAAGAAGAGCUGCUUCGCAAGAUGUUACUGAUAAACAGUCCUUCGUAGUAAAAAAAAGGAUUAGAAGCAGCUACAAAUUGGGGAACAGGUAUCACAAGAAGAACUACACCGAUAAUGAGAAAGACAGAAAACAUAACCAUUUGAAGGAAAAACACAUAAACGAAAAAGAUUUUGAUAAGAGUGAUUUUAUAAAUUUCCUUACCAACUUUAAUAAAAAAUUUAUGAAAAAGAACUCUCUAGUAGACCAUCUUCUCAAAAUGAACAAAACGGUAGCAGUAGUGGGCUCCAAAACGGACGAGCAUACCUACAGUAACAGCAGUAAGGAGUACCUCACACAUUCGGACCAUUCCAACAAGGAUGAAAAUAGCCAAGCUGAACAUAUGAGCAGUUUAGGCAAAAAACUCGCAGGGAGGAAACAUGUUAAUGAAGACAAUAAAACGAAUGAGGAGAAAAAAAAUAAAAACAAAUACACCAAGCAUGCCGAUAAUGGCAAUGACUAUCUUGUAAACACGAAUAAGCAGAGCACCCCAAUGAAGGGCAAAUUGGGCAACGUUGCAAAUAAUAAUGAAAUCAUAAAUAAUAGAAGUCCCAGUGCACGAAAUUUAUCUAUAAUUCAAAGAUCGCACAUUCCGUAUGAUGCUCCACUGGCGGAUUUUUUAGAAAAUGGACGAUUUAUGAGAACAUUCGAAAAUAUUUCCCUCAUUGGUCAGGGUGGAUUUGGCUCCGUGUACAAGGUGUCGCAUCGUCUCGAACCGGGGUCUCCAACCUAUGCUGUAAAAUUUAUUUACCUAAAAGUGAGUUCGUUGGAUAAUGUGAGCUCCAGAAGGUACUUUCGCGAAAUUGCAGCUAAUAGAGAUAUCUACAGUAAGCAUGUUGUCCGGUACUACACCUGGUGGUGUGAAGAGCCGCAGUUUCUCCCCAUGCAUGUCAUGCCCAAGGAAAUAUAUAACUUAGUUAAGAAUAACAAAGAUUCUUUUAAAAAAAUGUACAGUAAAAAUAAACAAAGCGAUAAUCUUCUUAGCUAUGAAAAGUUAUCAUCUUGGGAAAAGAAAAAAAGGGAUUUAAAAAAUUUUAAAAAGGUUAUAAAGAAGAGGAAUGAACGGAGCUUAACUUUUUACAGUGACAAUGAUGGACUGAAUUCCAAAAGAAAUGAAAACAGGAGUAAAAAAAGAUUUCUAAGCGACAAAAACUUUUCUGAUAAUGUCUACACCAAUACCAAUGCUAAGAAUAAGAAGAAGAACAGGAAAAAGAAGAAGAAAAAAAUUAUAUACCGAGAAAGACAAAAUGAGGAUCGGAAUGGACGAAAUGAGAGGCAGUCCACUGCGCAGGACAAGUUUAACCCUGCCUCCUUCAACUCAAGUUUUCAAGAGUACGAUCCCUUUGGCUGUGGCUAUCUAAGUGAGGAAGAUAGAGACUUGGUAGUUUUCGCAGACAAUGACGAACCGAGCGUACACAUUGAGGAGGUAGCCCCGGUUGGGAAGACGUCUCAGCCUAGUAAUCGCACCAAUGACGCGCUGAACCAUAAUGAUCCACCGUCCGGCAAGCAACAAGUGGGUGUAACUCCAAGCGCUCAGGGCGACGAAGAAGAUAAAGCAAAACAUGAGCAGCCGGAACCACCACAACGCGCGGAGACCAGCCAGCAAAGCAACAAGGAUUACGACGCAUCAGACAAAGAUCUACAGACACGAGGGGAAGAAACACAUCCAACCAAGAGCCCCAAAAUAGAGAACAUAUUAAUAACCAGCGCCAAGAAAAAAUAUACUGAAGUGGAAAACGGUAUGAAUAAAAGGGAAAACUGCAAGGAACAGGAGUCUCUUGCCAGGAACGAACCAUUCCAGCACAUCCAGAAAGAAGAAAAUAUUAAUAAUAAAAAUAAGGAAAAAAUAAAAAAUGAAGGAAAUGUAGAAAAGGCAAAAAAGGAAGAAAAGCAAAAAAAGGAAGAAAAGGAAGCAAAGGAAGAAAGCGAAGAAAACGAAAAAAACGGAAAAAAUGAAAAAAAUGAAGAAUUAGCUAAUAAAGGAAAUGCCGACAAAAUAAAAACUUAUAAGAAAAAAAUUGUGGCGCCAGAAUUUUCCAUCGUACUGCUACUACAAAUGGAGCUCUGCAAGGGCUACACACUACGUAAGUGGCUAGAUAGAUCGACAAGAAGUGAUAAGCCUUUGCAUUUUACCUACCGAGACAAAAAUAUGAAGCACCCGCUAGAAUUUGAUUUGUUUAAGCAGCUAAUUAAAGGGUUGAAGGACAUCCAUUCCACGUGCUUUAUCCACAGAGACCUAAAACCAGAAAAUAUUUUUGUGGAUCCAGAUACAUACACAUUAAAAAUUGGGGAUCUUGGAUUAGUGCGAUUUAUUGAAGAAAAAAAAAGAGAAAAGGAUUUAAACAAUAUAGACACUUUUAAGGAUAACAUCUACACGGAUGUUAACCAUAAUACCAUAACUAGCCAAAUUUCAUUGAAAGGACAAAUUAUAGGCACUCCAGGGUAUACGGCCCCAGAAGGAGGUGCCUUAUGUGAUGAAAAGGCAGACAUAUACAGCGCUGCGCUAAUAUUACUAGAGUUGCUGUGCCCACGAUUUAAUACGAUAAUGGAAAGAUACAAACGAUUAAAUGACUUUAGGAAUUACUAUGCCGUUCCGGAUUAUGUGAAAAUUCAUUUAAAUCCAUGGUACAUUUUGAUGCUACAAAUGUCCAAGCCAAACCCAGCGGAUAGACCUUCGGCUGCAGACUUGUAUAGCAAAAUUAAGGUGCUCUUGGAUCCUCAUUUAACCGACUUUGCCUUCAGUUUCAGUGAUAUUAACAAUGACGACUCGACUUAUUUCCCUCCGGGGGUGGGGCAGAAGUGCCGCAUCUCCGCUGGGGAUGACAAGGUUGAGAAGAAUGGAAGGGAUGAUAGGGAUAAUAUGGAUGGCAAGGACGAUAAUGGAAACAAUUUGAACGGUUACAAAACCACUAGCAACGGCGCCAGCAACACCAAAACAGACAAAAUCCUCUUAAAUAACAACGUUGACGAUAAAAGUUGUUUUAACAAAAACAGCGACAGUCGUAACGGCACAACUAUUGAGAACAAGGGAAGUUCGCUAAAUGGAACGAGCCCCGAUUGGCCCAGUUAA
Plasmodium inui San Antonio 1 is the source of this 7875-nucleotide messenger RNA. RefSeq names its product PEK protein kinase. The record is from RefSeq and is a predicted model, not a curated record. NCBI's taxonomy places the organism in Eukaryota, Apicomplexa, Aconoidasida, Haemosporida, Plasmodiidae. Gene Ontology annotation, molecular function: ATP binding; protein kinase activity. The transcript has a single exon. Gene Ontology annotation, biological process: protein phosphorylation. Bases 1 to 7875 code for a protein of 2624 amino acids.